GUUCAGAGUGACUCAAAUAGCAAAAGAACAGAAAAUGAAAAAAGGCUAUUUUACAGUCCAUGGAGAAUAAGAUGUUAGGAAUAGAACUUGAAGCAAAACCCAGUGGAUCACCACCCAUGGGGGAUGAUGACAAAUAUAUAUAUUGUACACUACUGUAUUUAUCCAUGUGCAUAAUCAACUAGAUUUGUUCUCUACGGGGAAACUAUGAAGUAUAUUUGUCAAUGCUUUGGGACAAGUUUGUUUUGCAAAUACAUAAUUAUUUUUCAUGAAACAAACAACUUUAUUAAUAAUACCAUAAUAUUUGGAAGAUAUCCCAGUGUGACUGGAGAAAAGAAAGUUGAGAUUAAAAGUUGACAACCAACAAAGUCAGCUUUUGUCUUUGAACAAGUUGAUGUAUUGUUUUUAAUACAAUUGCCUUUACAAAAGAUGCAAAAAUUGAAUUUAUGAAAUCACUAACUAUUUUGUCUCAAUGGGCGUGAUUUUUAUUUUAUUUUACUAAUGGUGACAGCAAAAUAAAAUAUUUAUUUCUUUAAUUAAACUCGACAGUAACUCGACAGUAUUUCUUUAAACUCAACAGUAAGUGAAGCAUCUUAUUCAAUGCAAGGCAGCGGCUUGACAACAACCCAUGGCAACUAUUGGUGCAAAACCAACACGUGACCACAGCUUAUACAGGAAGUAGCUCACGCUGGAGCGUGGUUAUUUGUUUACAUCCGACCUCGGUUGGGAUUUCCUUUGGCUGUUCGAGCUGUUCAUUUUCAUGGAAAGAAAUACAUUUUUAUAGGUUCCCGGAAUCAUCGAUUGUUCAAUGUGCGCCGGCUGUUGGAACGGCUUCAAUAAUUGUGUGGCUUGUAGCCUCCGCCGAAACAUGCUAAUGCUAAAUGGCACGGUGCUCCUAGCAUCUUGCUACCAAAGAAGCUAACACAAGAACCUGUCAGAAGCGACACAAGGACUGGUAAGAAGCCGCCGGGACCUGGACGAUGUUAAGGAGUCAACGGCGUCCUAUUGCACCAUGGCAUUGUCUGAGGUUAGCUGGGAUAAGGAUGUCCCCCUCCCCAGGCUGGGUCCGGUCCAGGCUAAAAUCACCGUGGGGCUGGUGGCACUUAUGUGCUUCAUUAACAGUUACGAUGGGGAGUUUGUGUUUGACGAUUCAGAAGCCAUCAUCAACAACAAGGAUUUGAGAGCAACCACGCCAUGGAACAACAUUUGGAGCAAUGACUUCUGGGGAAGCAACCUGAGCAGCAACUCCAGUCACAAAUCCUACAGACCGCUCACUGUCUUUACAUUUAGGUUGAACUACAUAUUAGCGGGCGGCCUGCACCCUGUUGGCUUCCAUGUACUGAACAUCCUCCUUCACGCUGUCAUAUCUGUUCUCAUGGUGGAGGUGUUUGCCCUGCUGAUAGGCGGAAUGGUUUACGAUGAGCGUGGUUGCAUCCCAAAUCGUGCUCCCAAGACCUCCCUGCUGGCUGCACUUCUCUUCGCUGCACACCCGGUCCAUACGGAAAGUGUGGCGGGUAUUGUGGGUCGAGCAGAUCUGCUGUGCGCGCUGUUUUUUCAGCUUUCCUUCCUUACCUACUGCAAAGCCUUCAGCACAGGCGUGGACAAAGAUGGCGGCUUCUCCACACGGUGGAUUGUGAUCAGCCUCUCGUUUUGUGCUGCUGCCAUGCUUUGUAAAGAGCAAGGCAUCACCGUCUUGGGCGUAAACGCAGCUUUUGACGUCCUCGUCAUCUGUAAUGUUGACGUGUAUGAACUGAGCCAGAGGCUACUCCUCAGGAAGACCCCUCUUAAUGCACGUGAGAUGAUGCGGACCGGCCUGCUGACGCGAUUGGCCCUGGUGGCUCUGAGCGGCGUCCUCAUGCUCUACACCCGCUGGAGGAUCAUGGGAACUGGGCCACCAGCGUUUACUGAAGUGGACAACCCUGCCUCGUUUGCGGAGAGCAUGUUUCUCAGAGUGGUCAACUAUAAUUACUACUACAGCCUGAAUGGCUGGUUGCUGCUGUGUCCCUGGUGGCUGUGCUUCGAUUGGUCCAUGGGCUGUGUGCCGCUCAUUAAGGCCACCGCCGAUUGGAGAGUGGUGUGGCCACUGCUGCUCUGGUGCAUCCUGAUAGGCUUGGUAGGCCAAGCCUUGUUCUCGCCCGACGUGCAGCAGAGGAGGACCCUGAGUUUGUCCCUAGUGCUACUGGUGGUCCCCUUUUUGCCGGCCUGCAACAUUUUCUUCCGGGUGGGCUUCGUCAUUGCCGAGCGAGUGCUCUACCUGCCCUCGUCUGGUUACUGCCUCCUGCUGGCCUGUGCCUUGGGACACUGCUGCCGCCGCUGGUCCAAGUACAAGAAGCUGCUGUGUCUCGCCAUGGUGGUGGUGUUGUUCACUUUUGUAGCUCGCUGCGCUCUCCGCAGUCACCAGUGGCGGUCCGAGCAAAGUCUCUUCACCAGUGCGCUAGCCAUCUGCCCCCUUAACGCCAAGGUCCAUUACAAUGUGGGGAAGAACCUGGCCGACAGAGGAAACACCACAGCUGCCAUUAGCUACUACAGAGAGGCCGUCAGGCUUCACCCCGCCUAUGUGCAUGCCAUGAACAACCUGGGCAACAUCCUAAAGGAAAGGAACGAGCUGACAGAGGCCGAGCAGCUGCUAUCUAAAGCCGUUUCCAUACAACCGGAUUUCGCUGCUGCCUGGAUGAAUCUGGGCAUCGUGCAGAACAGCUUGAGCAAGUUUGAACAAGCAGAGAAGAGCUACUGGAAUGCCAUCCGCUUCCGGAAGAAGUACCCGGACUGUUACUACAAUCUGGGACGCCUGUAUGCAGACCAGCAAAGACACGUGGAUGCUCUCAACGCAUGGAGGAAUGCAACAGUGCUUAAACCUGAUCACAGCCUAGCGUGGAACAACAUGGUCAUACUACUAGAUAAUAUUGGUAACUUGGGUCAGGCAGAGCUGAUUGGCCGAGAGGCUCUGAAGCUCCUCCCGAAGGACCACACCAUAAUGUUCUCGCUGGCCAACGUCCUGGGGAAGUUAGAAAAGUACAAGGAAUCAGAGAGCUUCUUCCUCCAAGCACUCCAGAUCAACCCAAACGCGGCUGGUUGCCAUGGCAAUUUAGCCGUGCUGUACCAUCGCUGGGGGAAGCUGGAGCUGGCACAGAAGCACUACGAGCUGUCUCUUAAGUUGGACCCCCAAGCCCCGGGGACGCGAGACAACUACAACAUGCUGCGUCGCAAACUGGACCAGCGCAAACGUCACACGCCCUGAGGGUUUGCCCACUGCCACUAUCAAACACUCCACAUUUCCUUCACUGAUACGGCACAAUGCGGCUGCCUUUUUUGUAGUUAUUGGAGGACACCCUCACAUCUGAUGUCUCCUAAUUAGAUUUCACGUCUUGUAUCAGGCGCAGGUGUGAGUGGGGCACUUGAUCGUCUCCGCCGCUGUGUCAUCGUUGUUGUUGUUGUUUCCCUGUUUGAAGACCAUGUGGAACUCAUCGUCCUCCACACGGUGUUGUCUCAGCUGGACACAACACCAGGCACGUGUGGACGAGAAAGAAUUCUUCAUGUCGGUUAUUUGGAUUGACCUUUUACCUCAACUGUUCCUCUUUAUCGUGCUCAAUGUGAAGUAUUGAUUCACUCUGACUGAAGAUCAUAGGGAAACGUUGUAUUCUUCCUACCGGUCACAAUUUAUUUGCAUCACAAUUAAUAUUAGUGUCUGAGUAACAAUACUUGAGAUCUCAACAUGAACCUAAAAUUGUCUCUUUUUUUAAGUUUGGAUAAAACUAGCCAUAUAAUUUUAAUGUGGAUCAGGAUAACAGUGCAGAUCGAGGAAUCAAUCACAUGUCAUUAUUUAUGCUUUUACCCCACUUUUUGGGUAGCACAUCAGUUAAACGACAAACUUGUUAAAUUUGGUGCAGAUCUGAAUAAAGAUUCAGAAUUAAGACAUUUAUUUUCAGUUAAUCGUAGGAUAAAAGUGCAAAUGAAGAAACUCAUUGUCACUUGACAAUUACAUCACAUUACGUUUUGUGCCAACAUUUUUCACUACAUUUUCCCUCCCUGACCAGUUUGGCAUUUCAGUAACUUGUAAUUCUUGCUCUUCUUUGGUGCAGUGUAUGUUUCAUAUAUUGUGCAUCAUAUAAGGCUUAUAUGAGCUACUCUUGAAAAAGGCCACUAUUGCAUUUUUUCAUACAAGACAGUACAUAACAAUCGUGAAAACUAUGGUACAUAAGGAAAUCACGUCAACAUAUUUUUCAUACAUGUUUCAUAUGAUUAUUAAGAUAGUAAUAUUUAUCAUAAUAGCUAUGUUAACUUUAAAAAUGAUAUGAAACAUGUAUGGUAUGUUGACAUGUGAUUUCCUUAUAUACCACAUACAUGAUCCUUGUGAUUUAUAUUGUAUGGAAAAAAAAUGCAAUAUACUGUAUGAAACAGUGACUGAAAGUAUUUAGUCUAAUUAUUUGCCAUAUGGGUAAGUUUAGGGCUAAACCAAUGUCAGUGAAAUUUUGUAGAGGGAUGGUGCAUGGUCCAAGGAAGAAUUGAGGGAUCACAAGACAUUGGGGGAUAUUUUCCCCCAAAUGUAAUUUCCAAUAUGCAUGAAUGUUAAUGAAAAAAAUAAUCAGUUGGAAUUUUUGGGGCCCGGGCAGACGUCUGCCGAGUGCCAUUCUUUGUUCUUCAAUUGAUGAUGAUGCUACCCUGCAGCCUCGCCUUAAUGGGAGAAAGGUGUUUGUGUUGGGCCUCUCUUCAGAAGGAGGCAAGAGGUCAGAGAAGACAGGAACCUUGACAGCGGACUCUUCAUAAAAACACUGCCGCUUCAAAGAACAGAUGAAGGGGGGGGAGUAGGGUUGGUGUCCCCUGGGGACAACACACACAGAGACAGAUCAGGCGACCUUAGUGUGAAACAUCAGUCAACAAGUGUGCACCCGAGGUUAAAGGUCAAUACACUUCUAUUUUUUCACCUGCUUCCUUCAGCUCGAGGGGAACUUUUGUUUGCGCUUACAGUACAAUGCAACACUUUGUUACUUUGAUGCUCCUCACGUCUCAUUGGAUGUUUGAUCUGCUAAAUAUGAAACCGAUAGCAGGAGGGAGACCAUAUGGACUAAAGUCUCAGGACAUGCAUUUUAAUUAAGAUCAUGGGAUACAUCAGGGGAGUGGGCUAACUGGGUUGAAAGAGAAACAAAUGACAAAGAAUGCAUGUCGGCAUGGUCUCAGAGCCUUGCAGCAAGUGCAAACCUUUACCUUUCUUUGUAGAAAUGCAUUUUAUACAGUAUUAUUUGGAUAUAAAAUGGGAGACAAUUAUGGCGAAAGAACUAAUGCAGAACUAGUAGAUUGAAACAUAAACAUUGACACACAUGUCCAAUGAGCUCUAGUGGGGAUGCGUAUUUAAUGCUGCAGAAAGAGUUAACUCAUAACUACAACAUAAGCGAGUAUUUCACUCUUAAUUCAUUUAACAAAAACUGUUUACAUGUCAGACCCUGGUUUGAUUCCCUGCUCGGGCAUCUCUGUGUGGAGUUUGUAUGUUUUCUCCACCCACAUUCCAAAAACAUGCUAGGUUAAUUGGCGACUCCAAAUUGUCCAUAGGUAUGAAUGUGAGUGUGAAUGGUUGUUUGUCUAUAUGUGCCCUGUGAUUGGCUGGCGACCAGUCCAGGGUGUAACCUGCCUCUCGCCUGAAGACAGCUGGGAUAGGCUCCAGCAUGCCUGUUAUCCCAUUACUUUUGUGCAUGUAAUGUAAGCUUAAGUAUUCAAUUACUGUUGUCUGACUGUAAAGGUCACCAUUGUUAAAGGGGGAUUCAUGCUAUGGAGCAAAUGCAGACAGAAUAGGAUCAAAUGGUGACAUUCAAGAAUCCCUUGUAUUAUUAUAGUCGGUCACACAGUGUAAUGAUGUACCAACCACUCACUUUUUUGGAACCUUUCUUUACUUUUUGGCAGGGAUCCUUUUCACUUGGCACCUUCUGUUGCUGCUGCCGCUGCACAGCUGUGCGGAAGCAUCAUUGGGCAAGAAAAAGGAUGAAAAGGCGGGGGGUGGGGGGUGCCUUUAUCGUAAUCAUUCUUUGAAUACCUUUCAUUAUCAUAAAAUAUGUUGGGCAUUAAAGGGAUGGAUUCACCAAGCCCCGUCGACAUCUUCAUUAGCCAUUCUGACUGAGAGAGGGGGGGAAAAAACCUGAGACUUCCCAGGGAGUGACAUUAAUAAAAGAUGGGUUGGUAGCCUGCUUAUGAAGUGCUCUCCUUGUACUCCUUGCACCUUUUACUCGCUUGGAUUGUCCGUCAUAAUCAUAUCAUGAUAUCCACUCCCAGGUGGAGCGCUUUGUGGUAUUGUGGGGAAAAAAAAGCAGUUGUGAAGCUAAGAGAAGAUGGAAGAUCAAUCAGAGCCAUUGCACAGACAUUGGCCAUAGCCAGUACAACCAUUUAGAAUGUCCCGAAGAAGAAAGAAAACACUAGUGUACAAAGUAACAGACGUUGAAUUGGUAGACCAAGGAAAACAACAGCAGUUGACCACAGGAAGAGAGCUCUAAAGAAGGACCCUAAAACAACAUGAGCAGAAGUACAGAGGCUACACCAAAAGAUCCAAACCACUCAUUAGCACAAAGUACAUAGACAAGCCUAAAAAAUGAUGUGACAAAGUUUUAUGGACUGACGAAACAAAGAUGAACCUUUACCAAAGUGAUGGAAAGGCUAAAGUUUGGAGAAAGAAAGGAUCUGCUUAUGACAUUCAAUAUUGAUGUCAUGACGUCACGUUUAAGCUCAUCUGUGAAACAUGGUGGGCAAUGUUAUGGUCUGGGCUUGCAUUGCUUCUUCUGGGACGGGCUCAUUAAUCUUCAUGGAUGAUGUAACCCCUGAUGGCAGCAACAAAAUGAACUCAGAAAUCUGCAGAAUCAACAUUUUGACAACAUUUUGUCUGCGAAUUUAAAGAAAGAUGCAUCCAAACUGAUUGGGCGAUCCUUCAUCAUGCAGCACGAUACAAUUCCUUGUCCUCACGAGGGUUGCAGGGGGUGCUGGAGCCUAUCCCAGCUGUCUUCAGGCGAAAGACUGGUGGCCAGC
This is a messenger RNA of Doryrhamphus excisus (bluestripe pipefish), 6999 nucleotides long. RefSeq names its product transmembrane O-mannosyltransferase targeting cadherins 4 (gene tmtc4). Gene Ontology annotation, cellular component: endoplasmic reticulum. Gene Ontology annotation, biological process: endoplasmic reticulum unfolded protein response; protein O-linked glycosylation via mannose. The record is from RefSeq and is a predicted model, not a curated record. Gene Ontology annotation, molecular function: protein binding; mannosyltransferase activity. Lineage: Eukaryota; Metazoa; Chordata; Actinopteri; Syngnathiformes; Syngnathidae.